UCCCAGAAAAUAUUUGAAUAAUUUGAAUUUACGUCAGAUUUAUUUUCGUAAAAAUAAAUCUAAAUAAAUUUGUGGUUCAGAUAAUAAACAUUUUAAAGGCGAUUGAAAUGGAGACAAUCUGUGAAGAGUAUCCCAAACGCAUAAAUGAAAUUGGCACGCCAGAAAACCAAAAUCCUUUUGUUAUUCAAAAUGAACUUCAGUGGGGUGCUUAUUACAGACAAUUCAAGAAGAAAGAAAAAGAUAGCAAACUUAUUCCACCUAUGAAAGCCCCGAUAGAUAUACCUUUUGAACUUUGUCGUGCGAGACAACAUAAAAGGUCGAGCAAGAACACGCAGGUACAGAAAAACAAGUUACCCGAUGGCCAAAAAAUGAAAAAAUUGUCAUUGCUGGAGAAAAGUAUAAUGUCCCAAAGUAAAUAUAUGGAAUAUUUAUCAAUUCCGAACCCAAAAUAUGAGGAACCACCUAUGAAGAAGAGAAAGAGAAGGUGCGAAAUAGAACCUUGUCCUCCUAGGUUCGUCCAACUCGCAGUACCAAAUAAACGGAGAGUUUUUGCGAAUUGGAAAGAUUAUCAUAAAGUAUUACCAACUGAAAUGUUGUUGAGAUUUGAGCAAAUACUGCACACCGACAAAAAUUUAGAACCAAGAGACGCGCGAUACUAUUAUAAAAAACUAGACAAGCAGAAGAAAAAACGAGCUCUGGCCAAAAAACGACGAUUGGAGAGAAAGAGGAAAGAAAAGGAAAAAGGUGAUAAAGUUUGGUUAGAAAGUCAUAUUGAUGAUUCUGUAAAAGCCAUCUUGGAUUUUAUAAAAAGUGAACCCCUUUUUUCCUUGAAUUACAAACAACUGCUGUUGUCUGAUGGGAUUUUAACAAAACUAGAUGAGAAUAACAUUAUGAAGAAACCUAGGAGGAAUUCUAGGAACUACUACAAGAAAACAAUCAUUGAGGUGUGUGAUAAGCUAUCUUUAUGGAUGGAUACCCUCACAAAAUUCGUAGACGUCCAAGCAGUCGAGAGUAAAGAAGAUAUUCCUCCUUUGACGAUUUCCUCUCUAGAAGAGGAGAGCGAGGGUGAGAGUGGAGAGACAACCAGCGAAGGGACACGCGAGGGGACGAGUGAAGAAGCGAGCGAAGAAUCUGAGGAAGGAAUUGGUGAGGGAGCAAUUGAAGGUGACAUAGAAGGAGAUGAAACUGAAAGAACCACAGAUGUUGACUCAUCGGCUGAAGAUGGAGAAGGAAGAAUUACACCAACAAAAUUAUGGGACUAUCAUGACGAUGGAGAAGGUGAAGUGUUAGAAUUUGGCCCAAGUGAAGGAAAGGCGGCCCUAAAUCAGUUCUUCGAAACUCUGGGAGACUUGGGUGAUAAUAUUAAUAUUUUAGAUCAGUUGAUUGAACUUUAUGAAAAUAGCCCUGAAGACUUUCUGAUGAGCGAGGUGGAAGCAAUGCCUGGCAUAACCCACAUGGAUAUUUUGAAUAAACUUCGAGAACUGAAGGGAGAACUCAUUGAUAAAGGCCCCAAGCGUUCCAGUCUCGAAGAAGCUAUGAUUCAAUGGGCGAGAGAAGUUGACCCUGACAAAGUUGAUGAGAAAAUGUUGAAUGCAAUUCAUGAAUACGCUUGUGCUCUGAGCCAAAAGCUGAAACCUUUGUUGGGGUCAGAUGACAAAACCGGCAAAGGUCCAGAAAGUACUUUUGAUGUACCGUUUGAAGAACUCGCAUUUCCAGAGGAGGGCGAAAAUGAAGUGAAAGUUGAAACUGAGAUGGCAGAAGGAGCUGAAGAAGAAGGAGAUGAAAGGAAAGAAGUCGAAGGAGAUGGAGAAGAAGGAGUUGGAGAAGAUGAAGGGGAAGGAGUUGAAAGGCUAGAGAAAGCAGAAGAUGAAGGCGGAGAAGAUUUAGAAAAAUCAGACGGCUAUGGUAGAGAAGAUCAUGGCGAAUAUGCAGAGGGAGAAGAAGAAGAAGGAGAAGAAGGUGCAGAAACUGAAACAACUCCGGAGCGGGAGCCAGAUGAACUUGGUAAAACGGAAACAGACUUGCAUCUGAAUGAAGACAUGAGAGAAUCGAGAGAUACGAAAGAGUCAGAUUUCGAAGCAGAUGAAGAGAAGUUUAUCAGAGAUAUAGAGGGUGAAGGUUACAUACCAGAUGAGAUGCCAACUGUUUUUACAGAAGAAGAAAUUGAGGGAGAGGAGGAACCUACAGAAAUUGAUGUACUCUAUCGAGCUGACGCAGAACCACCAUCGACAGAGGAACCUUCUCGACUAACAGAAGAAAUAACACCAGUAACAAAAGAGGGAGUUCCUCCAAUACCAGAAGAAGUAUCAGCAGUAGUAGGUAAAGAGGAUGACAGAGUUAUCAGAGGACACAAGCCUUCGGUGGUAGUAGAGCACUCACCAGGCACGGUUUGUUGUCUUUCGCUGAAAAUUUGGGCAGUUUGGCUUCUCGAGAUCACCCACAAUGCCCACACUUGGACGAAAUGGAUGCACGAAGUCAUAAAACAAGUGAGAGAGUUCGCGUCCAUCGUUAGAGGCGACGUGACCCUUCCGAACGGAGAGAAAAAGAUUUUGUACAAGGAGGAUUGGCGAAAGUUCACGAGAGAUACCGAGGAAAAGAUCAUCGCCUGGCGACAGUAUAGCGCUCAUGUGAAAGAACUUUCAAAUAGCAUUAUCGAUAAUUUCCAUAUGAAGAAAGUGAAUUGUUGUCCCAAAUGCCUACAGGAUCACCUCAUCAAAAAUGUUGUCACCGCACAUGAAACAUUCCAAGCAUUGACGGAAGCGAUGAAUUGCGCUGGUUAUUGGCAGAGAUGUUUGGAUAAUCUCGUACAGAAGACGACUGCUUUAACGGAAUUGAAUAAAGAUGAAUCAGAUUCCGAAGAAUCUGGUGAUGAUUUUGUGGAGAUUGAAGAAUUGGAUAUCAAGAAAGACGAUAGCAGUGAAUCUUUUUACGAAAUAGAAGAAUUAGAUCCCAGUGCAUAUACAUCCAAACAGAACCGUUAAAUGUAAAGUAUGUUCAAUUCAUUUUUGUGGUGUAAUUGGCUUCCUGUUUCAUCCCAAUAAAAUUGUAAUGUUUCUUGGGAUUAAUA
Messenger RNA from Leptinotarsa decemlineata (Colorado potato beetle), 3067 nucleotides. RefSeq lists its product as uncharacterized. The record is from RefSeq and is a predicted model, not a curated record. NCBI's taxonomy places the organism in Eukaryota, Metazoa, Arthropoda, Insecta, Coleoptera, Chrysomelidae.